Salvelinus namaycush (lake trout) is the source of this 1492-nucleotide messenger RNA. RefSeq names its product cAMP responsive element binding protein-like 2 (gene crebl2). Gene Ontology annotation, biological process: regulation of DNA-templated transcription. Gene Ontology annotation, molecular function: DNA-binding transcription factor activity. The transcript has 3 exons. NCBI's taxonomy places the organism in Eukaryota, Metazoa, Chordata, Actinopteri, Salmoniformes, Salmonidae. The record is from RefSeq and is a predicted model, not a curated record. Gene Ontology annotation, cellular component: nucleus. The coding region runs from base 231 to 575 and encodes 114 amino acids.
AGUUACCACAACAGGAAGCGUCGCUGUGCUAAAAACAUUGGAGUAGAAAAGUGCAACAAAACGCUGUCGAACACGAAGCUGCAGGAAUGUUUCCUUUUAAGAAAAUGUGUUGAUUUGUGAAAUUAUAUUUUUAUAAUCCACAACUUGUCUUCAUUUGAUCGUCAUCCAUCUUGAGAACUCUCGAAUUUGCGUCACUAGCAGCCCUCGAUAGAUAGCUUGUGUUGACCAAAAUGGAUGACAGCAAGAUGGUGGGAGGCAAAGUCAAGAAACCCGGUAAACGAGGCCGUAAACCCGCUAAGAUUGAUCUGAAAGCGAAGUUAGAGAGGAGUCGGCAGAGCGCCCGGGAGUGCCGAGCCAGGAAGAAGCUCCGGUAUCAGUACCUAGAGGAACUCGUGUCCAGCAAGGAGAGGGCCAUCUGCGCCCUGAGGGAGGAGCUGGAGAUGUACAAGCAGUGGUGUACAGCCAUGGACCAGGGCAAGAUCCCGUCUGAGAUAAAGGCCCUGCUGACGGGAGACGAACAGAAGCCUCCUCAGAGCUCCUCCACCAAGAGCUUGAAGAACAGCAACCAGAGCUAAUGUGUUAGGAGUGCCAGACCAGAACUAGUCUGACUGUCAGUUUUGUUAGAGGUGUGCAGACCUGGGUUAUAUUCAUUAGGGAAAUUAUAUCAAACGUUGUGCAAUGGAAAACGGGGUGUUCGUAUAAUACCUACCCCCUUUUUUGGACCUGUUUGCUUCCGUUUUGUUGCCCUAGUGAAUACGACCCAGAGCGAGUCUGUCUGUUGAAAGGUUCCAGACCAGAGCUAGGCAGUAGGUACUCAGUCUGUCAUGCCAGACCGCUCCACUGGAUAAGGCCUCUGUGACGGAGAGUGAAGCGGUGUCUCACCGGUCUGUUUCAGCCCCCCCCUCCUCCUCCAGAGGAGACGCACAGCAACAGAAGUGUCAGAGAGACAUAUCAUUACUAACGCUGGGGGACCUUCAGAGUAAUAGCUCAUAUUAUUUACAGUUGUAAUCCACCUUACCGGUCUGAUUUUAUCAUGCGUGGUUCACUAUUGCAACACUCUGGUUUCGUUAAUGUUAGUAAUGUCAAAUAUGUUAUUAGUUAGACUGCCUGUAUUUAGUUACAGCUAUAGACACUGUUAGACAGCCUGUAUUAUUGUACAUUUUAAUUUCCUCGUUUUAAUGUUUUAGCUUCUAUAUGUGAGAAUUGAGGAAGCAUUUAAUGGUACAUGGAUGAAACCAAGACAGAAGAAGUGAAAGGGUUUAAGGCUGUGCAUUCAAUCCCACCUGGCCUAGACGUUCAGCCAAAACAAAGCACAUAUUCACCUUCAAAUAAGGAAUUACUCUUUGACCUUUAUUGGUUAUUAUGACUCUAUUUGGAAAGGAGUAAAAACUAUGGCAAUAUCCCAAAUGGCACUCUAUUCCCUAAACAGGGCCCUGGUUUAAAGUGGUGCACUAUAUAGGGAAUAGGUUCCCAUAGGGCCCUGGUCUAAAAG